Molecule: messenger RNA, 6099 nt
Organism: Cloeon dipterum
Lineage: Eukaryota; Metazoa; Arthropoda; Insecta; Ephemeroptera; Baetidae
Product: neuroglobin-like
Exons: 3
Coding region: 249-857 (202 amino acids)
Biological process (GO): oxygen transport; response to hypoxia
Molecular function (GO): oxygen binding; oxygen carrier activity; heme binding
Source: RefSeq, a predicted model, not a curated record
CUUGUUUUGCCUGGGAGAGUGCGAUCGCGAGCGAGCAGCCUCUUGGCCCGCUCCAGCCAGCGAGCAGUCGUCGGUCUGUCCGCCCGCCCGCCCGGUCGGCCCCGUCGGCGGUGUAAACUGAACACACAAACACACAUCUGCGCACAGCAAAGCGAGUGCAUUACAAAAUGGAUUUGUCGAUAGACACUCGAACUGGAGCGCCGUAAGAGUGAGUGAGAGCGAGCGAGUGCGUGCCGCCGGCCGAGGCCAUGGGCUGCAAAUUGGGCAAGCUGGUCGCCUCGCAGGGGGCCAAGGGGGGCAAGGACGGCCCUCCGGAGCCGCCGGCGCCCGCGCCCCCCGACCCGCGCCUCCCGCUGACCGCCAAGCAAAAGUACAACAUUAUGGCCUCGUGGAAGGGCAUCAGCCGCGCCAUGGAGCCCACCGGGGUCUACAUGUUUAUCAAGUUGUUCGAGGAGCACGCGGAGCUGCUCGAUCUAUUCACCAAGUUCGCCGAACUGCGGACCAAAGAGGAGCAGCAGGGUUCGCUCGAGCUGGCUGAGCACGCGACCAAGGUGAUGAGCACCCUGGACGAGGCGAUACGCACGCUCGACUCGCUCGACCAGACCAUUCAAUAUCUGCACGCGGUCGGCGCCGUGCACCGACGCUUGCCUGGAUUCCAAAAGGAGUAUUUUGAGCGGAUAGAGCGGCCGUUCCUGGACGCAGUCAAGACCACACUGGGUGAUCGCUACACGGAUAACGUGGACGUGAUUUAUCAAACAACAAUCAAAUUCAUCAUCAGCACGCUGCUGGAGGGCUUUGAGUUGGGUGCGACGAACCCAGAACUGGCGAAUUCGUACGUGGACUACAGCGCGUCGUGAGGGGCGCCGACGCCAGACUUGAAGUGCUCGUUUGUUAUCACAUGCAAUAAAAUCAAAAACGCGAUCUUUCGAGUGUGGGUGUUUGUGCGGCCGAGGAUGUUCUGCUGCGGCACGUCUCUCUCAUGUGUGUGUUGGUGUGAAUCGUGUAACCUAUCGCAUACGCAUUCAUGUAAAAUGUGUGAGUCUCGAGAAAGUCGGACGCAACUGUACUGUGUGCACGUAGACCAGCGCUCCGACGAGUAGGAUCGCACUCUCCCUCUUUUUUCUCUCUCGAACCGUGCGCUGACUGCAACGGCCCUGCUGCAACCGAGGGCACACUUAGCUAAAGGAUCGUUUUAUCCCCCUUUUCGGUGGCCCGGGUGAAGAGGCAUCGGUGGUUUACUGGGAAGCCAAAAUAUCCGGCAGGCUCGAGGAGUCCAAACAUUUAUUCUCGGCAGUCGAGAGGGUGAGGCGUAGUGUAACAGAUAGUUUUUCUUUUUUAAUUUAAAAUGUGAGGUGACUAUUCCGCCGGAAUAUCCGUUGAAAACAUUGCAUCUCGGGUCAAAAAGUUGGGAGGCGACCGUUAAAACCGGUGAAACUUCCAUUAGCCCCUAUUUGGGAGGUCGUAAUUCACAAAAGUUUGGAUUUCUCUCCACCUUAAGCCGCCGCGGAAAGCGAUAAAACACUGUCCACAUUCCGCCCUUGCCGCGCGCACUUAGCGGUCCCCGAAAGACCAGUAGCCAAGCAAACCUCACGUAAAACGACUGAGCUUAAAUUUACAAUGCUUGUAAAAAGUAAUAAUUAAUAAUGCCAAGCUGUUUUAAAAAGAGCCAGAGUUGGUCGAGAAUGUGCGCGCUCCCUCGCCACAAAACUUAUCAGCGAAAUUAUCGAUUUUCGCCCCCUGAGGUGGAUGCAAAGUGUAUGUGCGAGCCGAGCGGUUUCUAAAUUUGUCCCCGCAGACACGAAGGCGAGGUGAGUGAGCGCUCGCGAGUGCCGCUGCGACAAACGCAAACUCUCGUUCGCGCGCCCGGACCGACGGAAAUUUGAUUUGCCCGCCUUUCACACUCGGAAUGCCGGCUCAAAAAUUGAAAACGUGUUCUCUCUCUCACUGCGCUGGAAUUUCCUCCAUUUGUGCGAACGCGAACGGCUGCUAGCCGGCGGUGGUUAGACAACCCGCUCGACCCGGAUGCGGUGCGUGGUGCAUAUCUCUGCUGAAAGUUUGCAUAGUUGUUCUCGUGUACACGCAAUGUGAGCAGUCCGAAUCUGCUGGUUUGGUUUCACAAGCCUGAAAAUUUGAAUUGUUGAAUUGUUUUUUCCUCGAUUGAAACAACGGUUGGGAUGAGGUAAAAUCCAUAUUUAUGAGGGGAAUGUGCGUGGUAAACUUUUAUUAUUACGUAUACGUUUUGACUACAAGCAACUUCUCUGGACUCCGUGUAGCCUGUCGUUUUUAAAGUUCAGCAGUAAUCGAAUUUUUCUCAGUCACCGAAUGCGAGUUGAACAGAGUUUUACAAAAGUGGCAAAUUAUUUCUAAAUUUAUUCAAAAUACAGUUUUUGUUUAAUUUAAUUAAAAUUUAAAAAAAAGAUUUGAUAUUUCUCGUGGCUCUUUUAUAAUUCAUAAAUUUAAAAAAAAAUUGAACAUGAAAUUAUAAUUUUAUUCCCUUGAAGCUCUAUAAUAGCUCUAAUUUCAUCGAAAUUAAAAUCAUCUCUUGUAAUUUUAUUCCCGUCGUUGAAAAGUGCACAAAUUAACCACAAACUUGAACAUAGCAUCUUUAGAGUUUCCUUUUGAAAAAGACUGAAACCAGCUUUGAAUUUGCGCAAAAGUGUCUAAAAGAAGCCAUAUUUCAUUUUAGCUGAAUAUAGUCCAGUCAUUAGCACUUCCAGCUGCUAAUCGAGAGUGAAGCGUUUUAGUGCCUAUUCACAAAUUAUUUCCGAGCUGUGCAGUCUGAAGAGAGGCUUUCAUACGGCUUACCUCUCUCUCACACUUUCUCCAAAAGAGCCGUUCGAGCAAAACUUCGGCGUGCAGCUGGAAAUCUUCCAAACCCUAAAUUCGUUAAACGCGCUCAAAACUCGAAGCGGCAAUUUCCGCUUUAGCAGUAGAUCAAUUUCCAGCGUCAAAAGGCUAAAUCGCAUUUCGCGCGAAGAAUGGAAAUCCGCACUCGCCGCAAUUAGAGAGAAAGGUAAACUCGUUAGGCGAGGGUCGGCGCUGUUUUCCGUCGCAUCUCUGGCUGCUUUUUAAAGGCUGAAACUAAACCUCAAAUAAAUGCCUUAAAACGACGAAGCUGUUAAAACUAAUCACCCCCGAAAUCUGUGCCGCCCAUUAAAAUGCUAAACACCUGCCAGCGCGCGCGGCUACAGCGGACUAAUUAAUCGGGGCGGCUGGCUUCGAGGGUGCGAGUUCGCGGUGAGCGAUGCACCCCCAACCAACCCCCAUCCCUGGGGGGUGAGGUGGGGGCGCGGGCUGAUUGAUGCAGGUGCCGUUGUUGCAGUGGAAGCGCUGCGGGCUUGCCUACUAAUUAUUCAAUUAGUGAGAAAAUCAAUCCUGUGCGGCGGUGGAAAGGCACUUUGUGAUGCUCUCGCUAAUCUGCGCGCAAUUAUCGCCCACGCGCGCGCGUUUGUGUGUGCACACACACUCACACAUGUCCGAUAUGAGUGUUUGUUGGGCCAAGCUGGCAGUCAAAGGAGCCGCUAGUCGCGUCCCAUGCGCCCAAGGAAGAAAGUUGGCAAAGUUUGUGCCGCCGGAAACUUUUUGCGCGCGCCGACCGUGUAAUUAGGGUUGCUUCUUGCGCGCCACAGCCGCCCGCGAAGAUUAAUUAAACGUACUUUCAAUUUGCUCUGCUGACAGGGAGAGACUUGGCCGCUCUGAUCGCCUCCUGGACCGAAACGCUCGUUCUUAUCUGUGACGAGUGCGCUUUAUGCCAGCAAUUUGCAAGAUUGAGGAUCGCUCAACCGAGAAGAGAACCCAAAAGUUUCCGCCGUCCUGGUUUUUAUUUCCAAUCCAGCAGUAAAAAUACAUCUUUAUCUCGAUCUUCGGCAAUACGAAAACUGGAAAAAAUAGCAGCGAAAUGGCGUCAUAAAGAAGAAUUUCUGUCCAAAAUUGUCGAUCCAUCGCAGACAAUCAUGAUUGAGGCGUCUGCUGUUCAUCAAGUCAUCAGCGGCAGCUUUUUCUCGUCGGAUCUAUAAAACGUUAUGAAGCGGCGGCAAAAGCGUAAUUUACGAUCACGACUUUAGCUGUCGGGCGAGAAAUUUGAUGCAGGCAACUGCGAUUAGGAAAAUAUUUGCGCAGCCCGCUCUCUCCCUGUUAGAAUAGCACUUUGCAUUUCAUUGUACGAGUUGAUUAUGUCGGCGUGUCUGCUCCAUUUCUCUCAGGCAGCCGGAUGAAAUUCACCAGGCAAAAAUAAUACACGUGUGGCAAUCAAUCGAUGCUGCUGCGGCGGCAGCGGCGGUUGCUCGGCCGAGAGGGCAAAAAGAAGGAAAAGCGAGACCGGCGCAGCCGGUGAGCCGUUUUUAUGUCCCUGUAGAUGCGCUCGGAGAUGUGGUAAUUAUCGCGUGGGGCUGUAUAUUCGUGCAUUUAGCAGAUUGGAUGAGAGAGCAUUCGUUUAGUUGCGAAAAGUAAAUGCACAAGUGAACUUCAGGCGUUUCAAGCACAUUGAUUUUGUUACGUUUAAUUUGGGGUAGGUUGUGGAUUUUGGGUUAUAGACUGGGAACACUUGCGUGCUAUAGAUUUAUUUUGAUAUGUUGACAGAUGCGUCCUUGACCAAUUUCUAGUAUGAGACCAAAUUUUAAAUUAAGCCACGUGGAAUUGCUUUUUUGUCGAUCGUUUCAGACUGUUUCUUGAGCGUGUUAAAAUCUUAGAGGUCAAAACCGAUUGAAACGCUUUUUCUACCUGCACUGUACCGCACAGGGCUUUUCUCGCAUGAGGUCACAGGCCGUUGUGGAUAUUUGAACAAUUUUUGUGAUACUUACUGACAUCUCAUCGACGGCAUUCGUGCGUCAGCUAAUGGAGGUAUAAUAUAUGUAGUUGAUUUAUGACGGAGAGAGCAAAAGCAGGUGUAUCAGAUAGCAGCAGCCUUGUACGUAAGCCACACAGUAUGUACUACACACUUAUGCCUGCACGUAGAGGUGAUAGCUCCGUUCGUGUCGCGCAGGUUGCAUAAAAAUGUCCAGCAAAAAAAUAACAGACCCAUCCAACGGUGACCAGCAGCAUCAGUGAGCCCCUCGACGGGCACGAGAACCAUUUUUGUACGCAACAAAUAAAGUGGAACCUAAGUGUACUAAUCGUAUGUAAGAAGUAUGUAAACGAGUGCAGACUCUCCGUAAAAAGUGGUGGAUCAAGCGUAAAUACAUUUAACGUGUGCGUUUUCCGGUUUGGCUCCCUUCAAUCAGACGGGGAUCAAAUCUCAAUUUAUUUUUGAUCGAGCAAACAACCGAGGGAGCUGGAAACCAAUUAACGAGAGAAGCUUGUGCACUCGUCCCUGGGGCGGUCGGUGCGUUCCGUGUUGAAAACGACGACCCGCAGUUGAUGUUUAUAGAUCACCACGCACAUACACACUCACGGCGUGUAUACCUUUUAGAGCGGCGAAUUCGUUGAUUCACCUUGUAUUCAAUUAACACAAUUAUUUCCGUGUCGUUUUGUACAGAGGACAAGUGUAUGCCGUGUGAAGAAAAUGUAUCAUAUAAUAGUCGAUCUCUGUUCGAUCAGGGUGUGUGACACAGCAAGGGGCGGCGAGCGAUAGCACAAUUGCGUUGAGAACGUGUAUAGACGUUGUUUAUUAGCCUUGUAGCGUUCGUUUGUUAUGACGGGAAAUGACGCUUCAAAACAAGCGAGUCUUAAUAAAUAUUGGUAGGGAACCUGAUUUCCAUCACCGCGAUUAGAGUCAAUUAAUUAUGUAACGAGCAGCUGAUAACUAACGAUAUAGACUUAAUUGUAUAAACUGUAAAGUGAGGCAGGCAGAUAUGCCUUAAUUAAGACUCUAGGUUUGUUUUGAGCACGAUUUUCCUUGGUCAUAUUCCGUGAUUUCACUGUAACCACUUUUCGUUUGGUUCGCGUAGUUCGCGCUUGUUCUGUUGGCGGAUCUCAGAUUUUAUGUUACGUGGCUACAGUUGUAACGUAUAAGGUUGUCGUUAUUUUUACUUCGUGUACGUACAAUAAUUAUCAUAUUGAUCACCAUGUAUUGAGAACCUGUUUAUGCUUUUAGUGAUGGAAAAUUGUUGAUUGGUUGCUUCUUGUGUAACGGAGAGGAAAUAAAGAAACAAAAUAAAAUCA